Messenger RNA from Dama dama (fallow deer), 3995 nucleotides. RefSeq names its product lines homolog 1 (gene LINS1). The coding region runs from base 1617 to 3935 and encodes 772 amino acids. The transcript is spliced from 7 exons. The record is from RefSeq and is a predicted model, not a curated record. Lineage: Eukaryota; Metazoa; Chordata; Mammalia; Artiodactyla; Cervidae.
AUCCCCUGGAGAAGGAAAUGGCAACCCACUCCAGUAUUCUUGCCUGGAGAAUCCCAUGGACAGAGGAGCCUAGUAGGUUACAGUCCACGGGGUUGCAAAUCGUCAGAUACGACUGAGCGACUUCACUUUUCACUUUGACUUCAAAAGGUGGCACAUGUUCCUCUUUUGACUAACACCAUAACUAGAUGAACUGAUGAAACAGCAGAGGAUACUGAGGCACAAGUAUUAGGGAGGAUUAACGAGUCGCCAUGGCAUGUAAUCCAUGUUGACAAGUCUACCAGCAUUGACAACAAGGCAACAAAGCUUGUCUUCAUGCAAUAUUUUCAGGAGGGUGUGCAGAACAAAAUGUUAUGUGCACUUUUGUUGCCAGCCAACACCACAGCUGCAGAACUAUUCCUGUCAUUAAAUGACUACAUAUCGGGGAAACUGAAUUGGUCAUUUUGUGUCAGUAUGUGCCCGGAUGGCGUGGCUGCCGUGACUGGACGACUGUUUGGCUUCACUAAUCAGGUCAAAGAGGUCGCCUCUGACUGUGAGUCUUCACACAGUGUCAUCCAUAGAGAAAUGCUGGCUAGCCAAAAAAUGCCACCUGAGCUUAACAUGUUUUGUAGGAUGUGAUUAAAAUUGUUAAUCACAUUAAAGUACAUGCCCUUAACUCACAUCUGUUCACAUAGCCAUGUGAGGAAAUGGACACAGAGCUUAUAUGUCUUCUCUUAUACACAGAUAGUUUUCUAAAGUUAGAUGACUGGCCAGAGUUUUUGAGUUACGAGAGCUGCUCCAGAGAUUUAUUUUAGAAAAACAGUCACCACUGGCAGCACAUUUCAGUGACACAGAAUGGGUUGCAAACCUUGCUUACUUGUGUGACAUAGUCAACCUGCUCAGUGAACUCAAUUGGUCACUAUAGGGAAAAGGACCAGUGUGUUCAAGAAAAAGUGGCUGCAUUCAAAGCCAAACUGGAAUUAUGGGUCGAUGAGUGAAAAAACAUUGGGGUUUUUGACAUAUUUCAAACAUUAGCAGAGAUUUUGAAAGAAACUAAGUCAGGGUCUUCUUUCUCCCAGCUGGUGCAUGAUCACCUGUGUCAGCUUUCAAAAGAGUCAGCAUUACUUCCCAACCACAAAAGACCUCUGAGCUGGGAAGGAAUGGAUCCGUGACCCAUUUGUGAAUAAGCCAGGUCAAUCGACUUUGUGCAAGUAGAGGAUCAACUGACUGCUUGAGAUCACAAAUUACAGUGGCCUUAAAAGUAUGUUUGAGACAACUUCAGAUCUCCAUGUGUUCUGGAUUAAAGUCAAGGCAGAAUAUCCUGAAAUUGCCACAGAAGCACUAAAAAGCCUGCUUCUGUUUCCAGCAUCCUCUCUUUGUGAAGCGGUGUUUUCUGCAAUGACGGCAACCACGACGAGAUUAUGGAGUAGGCUGGACAUAAGCAGCACACUUUGGGUGUCACUGUCUCCCAUCACCCCCAGGUGGGACUGUCAGUCGCAAGAAACCAAGCUCAGGUCUCCCGCUGAUUCGACAUUAUGGUUUCACUGAAGAAACAUCUUAGAGAGUCAUCGCAUUUCCAAGAUUAACAUUUACAAUUUGGAGUUGUUGACCUUCUUAUAAGAAAGACUUUGGCCAUCAAAAUGAAAACUUUCUUUGAAGUUUUAGAACAAUUAUACAAGAAGGUACUUCUUGGAGCCACACUUGAAAAUGACAGCCAUGAUUACGUCUUUUAUCUCUACCCAGCAUUUUCAGAUCAAGAUUGUUCUGCAAGCACCUCCCCAGACUGCUCAAAUGCCCGUGAUGUUCAGGACAAACAAGAGCCAUCCUCUGUCAGCUUGCCUACCUUGUCCGUAGCACCUGUGUGUUUGCAGAGACAUUCUCAGAUGAGCAAUACCCGAGAAAUAACGCUCCUUCAGUUAACAGUGAUCAGAGUGAUGAUAACCAGAAUAUUGUCUGUGGAAACUGAAUUCCAUGCAAAGGAGAAAUACAGAGAUAUAAUUAAAAUUCUUUUAAAAUCAUCUGACAUCGAAUCUCAAUUAACCUGUAUGUUCCAGAACUCAGAAAAAUUGUUAUCUCACAUGGCAGCAAAGUGCCUUGCACUAAUUCUGUAUUUCCAACUGAAGGAAAAGAUAACACUGAGUAAUUUCUGGAUUUCUUUUUGCCAAAAAAAUAUUUCUGAAUAUUCUGAAAGUAAUAAAGUAGUAUACUGCCUCUGGAUACUUACCUUUGUAAUUAAAGAAAUCUUUAAAGAUACAUCUUCACAAAAAACAGAAAUUCUAAAACAGUUCCUGACUCCUUUUGACACUCUUUUUGAAGUCUUUUACAAUUCCUUAUUUUCUCAGCAUUUUGAAAACCACCAAGAUGCUUCUAAACUAAUAAACAGUUUAAUAUGUUUCUUGGAAUUGCUUGAACUUCUUAUAGCCUCCAGAAUCCACCUGAAGUUACAUUUCACUUGCCAGAGGAUUUUAUUUUUGAAAGCUUCUUGUGUGUUUGAUGUUAUUACCUGGCCUGUUCAGGCUUUUGUCAAAAGGAAGUUGAUCAUCGUCAUCAAAAAGUGCCUUCUGUGCAAGGCGGGUGAAGACCUUUGUCGGGGAUCUGUCCCUGCCUUCGUGCCACCAGAUAAUCCUUUGCAUGUGGACCUGCUGGCUUUGGCCAGCGCUGUUCUGCAAGCUGUGGAUUUGGGCUUGUUGAGGACAUUGUCUGUCCGUGGAAAACCUUCCUGCUUUGGAGGUGGUGAAGUCCUACCUGGAUAUGAGCAUGCCCCUGGUCCAGAUCAUGUGAUUCUCAGAGCAAUGAGUUUACUUAUCAUAAGAUCCUUAGAAAUCAAGUUUCAAAAUUGUGCUUCAGCAAAUGAAAUGAAAGUUGAUUUACAGAGGUUCAUGUCUGAGUUACUGAUCUUCUUAAAGCCUCACCUUCAGCCCUCUCUGCAAUCACACAAUCUCUGUGAGUGGUUGUCUAGGGUCUUCAUAGAACAAGACGAUGACAUGCUGGAGGCUGCCAAAGCAUUGCUGGGCAUCUAUCUGAAGUUGACCAGAGAAUGUGAAGCUACUGAAAGCUUGACCCAAGAAAAAGAAAUGUGGAACCAUCACACACAUGAAAAUGGCUAUAAUCCACACUGUAUUUUUUUAUUUUUAUUAAAAAAUAUAGGAUUUGAUUCUACUGUUCUUCUUGAUUUUUUGAUUUCAUCAGAAACCUGUUUUCUUGAAUAUUUUGUUAGAUACUUAAAAUUAUUGCAAAAAGACUGGGAUAAUUUUUUCACCAUUUGCAACUAUUUUGAUGUAACUGAAUCUAAAGAUAACAUACAUAUUUGUUGUUGUAUCUCCUCACUUGUCCAAAAUAGAAACAGCAACCCAACAGAAGCUAGUCCUUUGGCUGUUCUUGGUAGUCACACAAAUGCUCAUUCUUGGGUCUCCUGGGCCUCUGCUGCUUCUUCUGAACCACUGAACCAUGGUGUAACGUUGGAAAAGGCCUAUACCAAGCCCCAGGCUAAUUGUCUUUCUACCCCAGGAGCUUCUCAAAGUCUGGUAGAUUAUGACAGCUCUGAUGAUUCUGAAGAAGGAUCCACAAGCCUGUGUUUAGUAAACAGUAGACUAACAUCUUCACACCAAGAAGCAAUGAAGAAAACUCAGGACACAUUUGGAGCAAGUGGGGAUAAAAAAGAACUUAGCCCAGAGUCUCAGUCAAGGCCUCUGGUUACUAAAGAAUCUAAUACCCCAUUCUCUGUUUAUUGUGACGUAGCCCCAGAUAACACUGCUUCUGAAGUGGGAAUAUCUUACAGAACAGUAAAGUGCUUUGAAGAGCUACAAGGUGCCAUUUACCGUUUGCAGAAGAAAAAUCUGUUCCCAUAUAAUCCAACAGCACUUUUAAAGUUGUUAAAACAUAUUGAGACGAUAUAUAAUAAAAGUAUGACCCCUUUGUAUAACAAUGACAUUUUAUUUCCAGGAACUGUUUUUCCUUAAUAUAAUUGUGCCUUAAUGAGAUAACAGUAUUAAAAAUAAUUAAUAAACCUCAAAAGAGUU